UAGCAGAGUACAGAGUUCAAAGAGGUUACUGCAUUCCUUCUCUGAUCCAUGGGACACUGUUUCUAUAGACACUGUCACCACCAAAUCAAUCCUGGAGAAGUGGCUCUGUAAGAAACCAAAUUGAAGGUAGAGAGACAGUCAUGUCUGGUGGUGAGCCAGAGCCAAGAAGCUACUACGUGGGUGUGGAUGUUGGAACAGGCAGCGUCCGUGCGGCUCUGGUGGACCAGAGAGGGGUGCUCUUGGCUUUUGCAGACCAGCCGAUUGACAAAUGGGAGCCUCAGUUCAACCACCACGAGCAGUCCUCUGAGGAUAUCUGGGCCGCUUGCUGUGUUGUCACAAAGAAAGUUGUACAAGGGAUCGAUUUAAGCCGAAUCCGAGGACUUGGGUUUGAUGCCACAUGUUCUCUGGUUGUCUUGGAUAAGCAAUUUCAUCCUUUACCUGUAAACUAUGAAGGUGAUUUCCAUAGAAACAUCAUCAUGUGGCUGGACCACCGAGCCAUCAGUCAGGUCCACAGGAUCAAUGAGACCAAGCACAGUGUCCUCCAGUGUGUGGGGGGCAUGAUGUCUGUGGAAAUGCAGGCCCCAAAGCUCCUGUGGCUAAAAGAGAACUUGAGAGAGACUUGCUGGGAUAAGGCGGGACACUUCUUUGAUCUUCCAGACUUUUUAUCAUGGAAGGCAACAGGUGUCACAGCACGGUCUCUGUGUUCCCUGGUGUGCAAAUGGACAUACUCGGCAGAAAAAGGCUGGGAUGAAAGUUUCUGGAAGAUGAUUGGUUUGGAAGACUUUGUUGCUGAUAAUUACAGCAAGAUAGGAAAUGAAGUGCUGUCUCCUGGGGCUUCUCUCGGAAAUGGGCUAACACCAGAGGCAGCAAGAGAGCUCGGCCUUCCCGUCGGCACUGCAGUGGCAGCCUCACUCAUUGAUGCCCAUGCAGGAGGACUAGGAGUGAUUGGAGCAGACGUGACAGGUCACGGCCUCAUCUGUGAGGGCCAGCCAGUGACAUCACGGCUGGCAGUCAUCUGUGGAACAUCUUCGUGUCAUAUGGCGAUCAGCAAAGACCCGAUUUUUGUACCAGGUGUGUGGGGGCCUUAUUUCUCAGCUAUGGUCCCUGGGUUCUGGCUGAAUGAAGGUGGUCAGAGUGUUACUGGAAAACUGAUAGACCACGUGGUACAGGGGCACGCUGCCUUCCCAGAGCUACAGGCCAAGGCCACCGCCAGAUGCCAGAGUGUAUAUGCAUAUUUGAAUAGUCACCUGGAUCUGAUUAAGAAGGCUCAGCCUGUGGGUUUCCUCACUGUUGAUUUACAUGUUUGGCCAGAUUUCCAUGGCAACCGGUCUCCCUUAGCAGAUCUGACACUAAAGGGCAUGGUCACUGGAUUGACACUGUCUCAGGACCUUGAUGAUCUUGCCAUCCUCUACCUGGCCACAGUUCAAGCCAUUGCUUUUGGAACCCGCUUCAUCAUAGAGGCCAUGGAGGCAGCAGGGCACUCUAUCAGUACUCUUUUCUUGUGUGGUGGCCUGAGUAAAAAUCCCCUUUUUGUGCAGAUGCAUGCAGAUAUUACUGGCAUGCCUGUGGUCCUGUCACAAGAGGUGGAGUCUGUUCUUGUGGGUGCUGCUCUUCUGGGUGCCUGUGCCUCGGGGGACUUCGCUUCUGUGCAGGAGGCCAUGACAAGAAUGAGUAAAGUUGGGAAAGUCAUGUUCCCAAGACAUGAAGAUAAAAAAUAUUAUGACAAGAAAUACCAAGUAUUCCGGAAGCUGGUUGAACACCAGAAAGAAUAUUCAGCGAUCAUGAAUGGGGACUGAACAGGGACUCCAGGUGCUGACACUGGAAGGUUCUGUCAUUGUAUUUGAGACCUCCUUCCUUUCAUCUUAUAUUCAAGACUCUUUAGGUAUCAUUUCCUUAUUUCUGCUUUGUCUCCUAAUAAAAAAAGAACUUAGACACAU
This is a messenger RNA of Heterocephalus glaber (naked mole-rat), 1937 nucleotides long. It is a transcript of the gene Fggy, whose product is annotated as FGGY carbohydrate kinase domain containing. Gene Ontology annotation, biological process: pentose metabolic process; carbohydrate phosphorylation. The record is from RefSeq and is a predicted model, not a curated record. Gene Ontology annotation, cellular component: cytoplasm. Lineage: Eukaryota; Metazoa; Chordata; Mammalia; Rodentia; Bathyergidae. Gene Ontology annotation, molecular function: D-ribulokinase activity.